Molecule: messenger RNA, 861 nt
Organism: Penicillium longicatenatum
Lineage: Eukaryota; Fungi; Ascomycota; Eurotiomycetes; Eurotiales; Aspergillaceae
Exons: 1
Coding region: 1-861 (286 amino acids)
Biological process (GO): regulation of DNA-templated transcription
Cellular component (GO): nucleus
Molecular function (GO): transcription cis-regulatory region binding; DNA-binding transcription factor activity, RNA polymerase II-specific
Source: RefSeq, a predicted model, not a curated record
AUGUCGGGGUUUGUUUGCCAUACGGAUUGGAAAAUUCGGAACGCCUCUUCUGAUGAUGAGACAUCAAGACGAGCAGAGUUGAAGGGUUUCUCGCGUGUCGCGUGUAUCCCUGUAAGAGUGUCUCGGUUAACCGUCCAGACAGAGGCCAAGUUGUCGAAGAAGUCGGAAUUGAUGAAUGCCCAUGGUACUUUAUCCUCUUACUCAAAUAGAGCUCUGAUAACUCCCAAGAGCACUAAUCUGGGCUUCAAUGAGGGGCCUGCAUUUUCAGCGAAAUCUAUGAACACAGUAUCCCCAAAUUCAAAUACGCUGUCUCUGUCGAAUCUUUAUGCUCUGUCACUUUCUGCUCCAUCGGCAAACCAACCAGACGAGCGGCUCAAUUUCUUCCGAUCUCGCAUGCUGCCAUCCUUCCCUUUUCUCAACCUUACCCCAGAUAUGACGAGCUGGUAUCUACGUCAAAAUAGGCCAUUCUUGCUCCAAGCCAUUCACACCGUUACCACUUUCUCGACACAGGAAAGAUUUGUUCAGUCUGAGGAACUGAAGCGUCUUUUGUUCACAUCUGCUUUGAUCAAAGUCGAGUCGAAUAUCGACCUGCUGCUUGGACUAGUAACUUAUCUAGCAUGGAGUACCGACGCCUUUCUUGGCAGAGGAGAUCUGAUCUCUCGUCUCAUGAUGCUCGCCAUCUCAAUGAUAUACGAUCUGCGGUUGUUUAAACCAUUCUCGCCAGAUGUACGAAUCAUGAUGACUAUUACUCAGGGGCGGGAUGAGGAGGGCCACAUCCCCGGCAAUGAAACAAAUUUUGACUUAUUGAAAAGGCAGCGGGCAGUACUGGCAUAUUUUGUUUUGAGCUCAAAGUGCGUAUGA